This is a messenger RNA of Coprinopsis cinerea okayama7#130, 1060 nucleotides long. Its product is annotated as dihydrodipicolinate synthetase. Gene Ontology annotation, molecular function: 4-hydroxy-tetrahydrodipicolinate synthase activity. The record is from RefSeq and is a predicted model, not a curated record. The transcript has 5 exons. NCBI's taxonomy places the organism in Eukaryota, Fungi, Basidiomycota, Agaricomycetes, Agaricales, Psathyrellaceae. The coding region runs from base 17 to 1060 and encodes 347 amino acids.
CUCAACCCCUGUCAUCAUGAACUCCAAUGGCAUCCUUAACGGCCACAGUCCCAUCGUCCGACCUUUGAAGCCGGGUAUUUAUGCCCCCAUUCCUACUUUCUUCCUCCCUGAGAGCGAGGAUUUGGAUCUUCCCACUUUCGAGAGGCACCUUGCCAAAGUAGCCGCGGCAGGAGUGGGGCCAUUGAUCGCAGGGUCAAUGGGUGAAGCAAUCCACCUGUCACCAGACGAACGCAUCACGCUUAUCCGUACAGCUCGCAAAGUGCUCGACGAGGCUGGUUUUGUGGACGUUCCUAUUAUUGCUGGGACGGGAGCAGCGAGUACAAGGGAGACUGUCCAACUCACUCGUCAAGCUGCGGAAGCUGGUGCUGAUUAUGCCAUCGUCAUCGCAAGUGGCUACUUCGCGGGAGCUCUCGCCACCAAUAGGCAGGCGUUGAAGGAUUAUUGGACUGAGGUCUCCGAAAAGAGUCCUAUACCAGUCAUGAUCUAUAAUUACCCUGGUGCUAGCAGCGGUAUCGACCUUGACUCUGAUUUCAUCGUCGACUUGGCCAUGACAUGCCCGAAUAUCUGUGGAGUCAAAUUAACUUGCGGAAAUGUUGGGAAACUGACUAGAAUUGCAGAAGCUAUUGCGGAACCUUCUUUCACCACGAAGUAUCCUCGCAAGAAUUCGGCAGCGCCGUUCCUCGUACUUGGAGGUUUUGCCGACUUCCUCUUGCCCUCCGCCUUUGUCGAGGGUCAUGGAGCUAUCAUCGGCCUCGCCAACCUCGCACCGUAUUCAACUGUGAAGCUUUUCCAACUAUCCGAAGAAUCCAAAAAGGACCCGUCGCUUCUUCCUGAAGCACAAAGAAUUCAAGGCAUCGUCGCUCGAGGCGACUUUACCAUCGCCAAAGCUUCGAUCUCUGGCACCAAGUACCUCUUGGAGAAGGUUUAUGGCUAUGGCGGCCUGACUCGUCGCCCACUUCCUCCAAUCACUCCUGAAGCAGCGAGCGCGAUAUGGGAGCACCCUCACACACAGGCACUGGUGCAACUAGAGCGAGAACUUUCCGGUAAAUUAAGAACUUAA